AUGACAGAUCUCGCAGUCAAGCCCAGAACACUGCUGCCUGCAGUAUGCCGUGGUUUUCAAAGGCCACAUGCCCCUAUUCUCCGCAUCGAAAGGAAGUCAAAGCGGCGGAGCUUCGCUUCUCACGUUUGGAAGUGUAGUGGCCCGCCCCCCUGCGAGGCAUGCGCUGUGUCGAAGUCUGAGUGUUCGUUCGAGCCUUUUACAGACAAGCGACGAAAAUUAACCCUGCGGGUUGCUCAGAAAGAUGCUGACAACUACCGACGUAUCUCCGCGUAUAUAAUCAGUAUCCUGCGGUCUGGGAAGGAAGAGGAUGUGAAUAUUCUAGUGAAGAGGAUGCGAAAAGCCUCAUCUCUCGAUUUCGCUCUUACAGAUCUGCAGUUGCUUGUAUCUCAGACGAAGUGA
This is a messenger RNA of Aspergillus pseudonomiae, 399 nucleotides long. RefSeq lists its product as uncharacterized. The record is from RefSeq and is a predicted model, not a curated record. Bases 1 to 399 code for a protein of 132 amino acids. Lineage: Eukaryota; Fungi; Ascomycota; Eurotiomycetes; Eurotiales; Aspergillaceae. The transcript has 2 exons.